UGCAAUGGCGAUGGCGUCCUCCUCCUCCUCCUCCUCCUCCUCCUCCUCUUCGUCGUCCUCCUCCCACCUCUGCUCCUCCAGCCUGUGGGUGGUCGCCGGGCAGGGCUGCCUUGUGUUCACGUCGGCCCCGUGGCAGUCAUUUGGCGUGUAUCUUAUUAUGCCUCAGGGAAAACGAGGGAGCGGGAGGAGUAGAAUACCUCAUCGUCCACCUCCUCCAUUUUACGGGGCAGACAAUGAAGGAAGGUCCAGUCGGGUUUAGCCACACUUCCCGUCUGAAAUGAACCAGAGUCAAAUACGAACGCCACACGCAGCCAGAGCCUCCAGCCAACCGACAGCGUGGCAGCAGCUGACGUCAGUGCGUGACGCAGAGGGGAGGCGGGGCCUCGCCCAGCAACAUUUAUAAUAUCACUGCUUCAAUUCACCUGAGGUCCACGCAUCGGGUCUACACCUGAGAUGUGAGCUGGACAGCGGCGGAGAUGACGGGACAGACCGAGGUGGACAUACCCGAAACAGGAGCCAUCUUCACAUUUGGACGGAGCAGCUUUGCAGACAACAUGCCCAGUAAAUUCUGGUUGAAGAACGACCAUCCGGUGCAUAUAUCCUGUGGCGGGGAGCACACUGCUGUCAUCACAGAAAAUGGGAGGGUGCUCAUGUUCGGUGGUAACACCUGGGGCCAACUGGGCCUGGGAUUUAAGCCUGCCACCAGGAAACCUGCCUCCGUGAAAGCCUUAAAGUCUGAGGUGAUGAAGCUUGUAGCUUGUGGGAGAGAUCACACAAUUGUCUGCACAUGGCAGGGUGGUGUGUACGGUGCAGGCAGUAACCAGGAGGGGCAGCUCGGUUUGGGCCACAACAACAGCAACACUGCAUCCUUUCACCUGCUGCGUCCAUUCUGUGACCAUUCACCAAUCCGAUUGCUCUCCGCAGGGUGCAACACCUCCGCUGCCUUAACAGAGGACGGGAGGCUGUUCAUGUGGGGAGACAACUCCGUGGGUCAGAUCGGUUUAGGGGACGAGGGAUUGGCGGCAGAACCCAGAGAGGUGAAUGUUGGAGAAGCAGUGAUUUGGGUCUCCUGCGGGUACCACCACUCAGCGUUUGUCACAGUGGAUGGAGGCCUCUACACAUUUGGUGAGAGCGCAAAUGGACGACUUGGUCUCCAGGUGGAGCAGCUCGCCGAUCACAGAGUCCCCCAGCGAGUGAGAGGGAUUCUGGGUCGUGUCAUCCAGGUGUCCUGUGGAGGGGAGCACACUGCCGUACUCACAGAGGAGAACGUGUACACGUUCGGCAGGGGUCAGUACGGUCAGCUGGGCCAGGGAACUUUUCUGUUUGAGGUUGAUUUGCCAAAACCACUGGAGCACUUUCCUAACUGCAGCAUCAGACACAUCGCCUGUGGAGAAAACCACACUGCUUUGAUCACACACACUGGACUGCUCUACACUUUUGGCGAUGGUCGUCAUGGAAAACUGGGGCUAGCGGAGGAGAACUUCACCAACCAGUUCAGCCCGACUCUCUGCACACGUUUUCUCAAGUACAAUGUUCAGUCAGUGUCCUGCGGUCAUAACCACAUGCUGGUACUGGCUGCACCGAGACCACCAGAGAGCCAGGGAGUGGUGCCAGAGAAGGAUAUCACAAUCAGUGACGACUUUCUGGAGUCGAGUUACACAGCAACGCUCCUGCUUGACACUUUGACUGAUCCAACUACACUACUCCCACUCUCGGCCUUCGCUGCUCGAGCCCGCCACAGAGAAAAAGAAAGCUCUGUGGAGCUGUUUGGGGAGAUGUUUCAGAACCUCCCACGUUUAACUUCUGGCUUCCUCAACUCCUCCUGGAAAAAGUCCAGAAACGUCUUAACCCCCAAAACACUUCCACAGGACAUCACCACACCUUCAUCAUCUCCCAGACCCCUAUCAGACAUAACCCUUAGCCCACCGUUCUCGCUCGGAUCUCUGUCCAAACCCUCUCGGAGUCCAGCGCAGUCCUCCAAGCCAUCAAGCCCACAUUCUCAAUCAUCAAAUCAGAAUAAAUCUUCCAGAAGCACCUCCUCGAAGUCUAAAUCCAAAGAGUUUCACUCUUCCUUACUGUCACCUAAGUCAAUGACUAAACGUAACUCUGACAUCCUAGUAUCCACAAAGAUUGCAAGUGCUAAAAAGGCCUUAAAUAACAAAAUGUCAUAUCCACCUAAAGAACAAUAUACCACUACACAUCUCAGAGAGAGAGAGCGUCUUGUUUCGUCACAAACAGAAGAAGAAACCGUUCAGAGACAAGUGAUCAUUGAAGAUGUUGAGGAGGGAGGAUUCCACUCUGACUUUUUGCCCAAUACGGAAACAAAAAAGGCCCGAACUCUUAGAAGAACUACAAAAGAGGCUGAGGCGUUUGCUGAACAGCUUCAGCCCAAAGGGAAAAAAUACCUAAAUUCUCCCAAAGCCUUCCCUACCGAGUUCCUGAAAGGCUCUACCUCUUUAAAGAAAGAAGUGUCUGCAGUUAAGACCACAGAUAAAAAGCACAAAGUCACAUCCAAAGGGAAAGAGAACAUUACCAAAAGGUUCAGUAAAAUCAAAAAUCCAGAAGACAGACAAAGUCAAAAGGAGCUCUCUCUCUUUGAAUCACCAAAACCUAAUAUGAGCAAACAGUCAGAGUUGAGCCCCAAAAUUCCACAAUCUAUUCAAAAGACACCAGCUAAAGCACGUCAGAGAGUCGCUGAAGUGAAGGAGGGUGCCAAGAGAAGUAGUAAUUUGCAAGAAUUUCAUAUAAACCAAGAGGAUGUGAAAGACAGGACUUUAAAUAAAGACUUGAUAGGCACACCAAAAUCAUCAGCAUCAUCAUCUUCUGUUAUCAAGGUCACAAAAGGAAACGGAACAACCAGCGUGUCCGUCCAAAGUGGAAGUUCCACUCCGACAGAAAAAGCUGCAGAGGAAGACAUCAAACCAAUCCAGAUAAAACAAAGAGACGUCAAAUCAAUUCCAGCAAAAGAUUGGUACAAGGUCACAUCUGCACCGGGGAUAUUUCAAAGUAAAUCACAAUGUGCAUCUGUGAAAAAGGAAACUACAACUGUCACCUCCGCUGCUCCGGCUGAGCCUGAGGACUCACUAAGUUUGGUAUCUACACCUGUGAAACUCAAAGGGAAGCAACGGCAGAUCGAAGAUCAAAGGAAACAUGCAGAAAAUACUCCAGUUAAAACUAGAGGCAACUCUGUCAAGAACACAGAUCGAAAAAUCACAGUUAAACCUGCUGAUGAACAGAAGUUACCUGGUGACGGUGAUAGAGUAAAGGACAAAAAGAAAGCGAAGGAAUCUGAGCUGAAGGCAAAGACAAAGCCAGCGCGGAAAGGAGAGGAAAUCAAAGUUCAAGGUGAAGCAGAUGCUAAAGAUAACACGAGGAGUAAUAAGACUGUAUCUCCACAGCAGGAUACACCUACUGCAGUGGCGAGUAACCCCAUGUCUUCAAAAAGCCCUGAGGUUUCAGUCAGCGAAGCCAAAUCCCUACACGGCUCCGAAGCUGCUGAUAGGCAUCUGCUUGUUUCACAGAGAGAAAAUGAGGAAACCCUGAGUCUCACUGAGGAUAAACCUAGGUGGGCACAAAUUCUCAGUAACACAGCCUCUCUUCUUCCAGCUGUUGGGAUAGCAGGUGCGGCUGCAGGCGUCCUCAGCGAGGCGGUGACAAGUGUACAGGGUUUGCAGGCCGCGGACAGUGACACAGCUACUUCUCCAUCAUCCAAAGGACGCAAUCAAGCGAAGCAGUUCACAAAGCAAAGUGCGAUUAUGCAGCCGUCCUUCUCCUCGACAUUGUCGCGUUUGUCGUCAGCCGAAUCAAUAAACCAAGAGGAGGAAAUCACAACGACAGAGGAUGGAGUCAGUGUCCAGUCAGAGACUGGGAAUACGGUUCAAGAAGGGGAAAAUGAUGAUACCACUCGAGAUCUGUCGGAGCAGGAGGCGGUGAAAAGUGACAAGACCAAGCAGAUGGAGGGUGCAGGCGUUUCACAAACAGAGGGGGAAAACAGGGGUGAAGACAUGGACACCUCCCAGCAAGAACAUGAAGAAGAAGAGGAUGAAGAUAAGAACACCUCCAAGGUCUCCAAUGAAGAGGAUGAGAAUAAUGAGGGAGAGGAAGGUGAUACUGAAAAUGAGGAGAAGAAGGAGGAUGGGGAGGGAGAGAGUGGAAGUAGUGUGGAAGACGAAGAAGAAGAAGAGGGGGUUGGAGGUGGAAGUAGCAGUGACAAUUCCGAGAGUAUUUCUGGAGAGGAUGAGGAAGAGCUAGAUGAGUCUCUGGAAGAAGAAAGUGAGGAGAACCUAAGCUCCAGCAGUGAGGGAGAGGAUGAGGGGAAUGAGACGAAAAAUGAUACUACAGAACCUGAAGAGGAGGAAGAAGGAAAAGAAGAGGAGAGUGAGGAGAAAAUAAGCUCCAGCAGUGAGGGAGAGGAUGAUGGGAGUGAGAAGAAUGAUACUACAGAACCUGAAGAGGAGGAAGAAGGAAAAGAAGAGGAGAGUGAGGAGAAAAUAAGCUCCAGCAGUGAGGGAGAGGAUGAUGGGAGUGAGAAGAAUGAUACUACAGAACCUGAAGAGGAGGAAGAAGGAAAGGAAGAAGAAAGUAGUGAGGUGACAGGUGAAAGGGGGAGUGACUCUGAAACAGCCAAAGAGGAGGAGGAGGAGGGAAGUGAAGUUGAAGAGUCCAGUGACAAAGUGAGUCAAGAGGAAGAGGAUGAAAGUGAGGUGAUUGAGGACGAAGAAGAAGAAAAUAGUGAAGAGUCAGGGAGUGAAAGUGGUAGCAAGAGUGAACAGUCAGAAGAAGAUGAGGAGGACACAGAGGGAAGUGACACUGCAGAGUCAAGUGAAGAGGAGGAAGAAGAAGACAAUGAGGGUGAUGAAAAUGAAGAAGACGGCGAGACCGAGGACCAAAAAGUUGAUCAAGAUUCCACUGAAAGCGAGGAUGAGGAGAAAGACUCAGAGGAUGAAGAAACUGAUGAGAGUGAAGGAGAGGAAGUUGAUGAUGAGAAACAGGGUGAAGUGAGUGUUGAUAAUGAGGAGGAGGAAGAGCAAAAUGAACAAAGUGAUGAAGAGCGUGAGGAAGAAAAGUUGAAGGAUGAGGGGGAAAGUGAGAAAGAGGGGGAGGAGGGGGAGGAGGAGGAAAAAGAGGAGGUUACAGUGGAUGAAGAGGAAGAGGGUGAGGAAGAAGUUACAGAGGGGGAAGAGGAAGGUGAGGAGGAAAAAAUAAAGAAGAAAGAUGUGGAGGCUAAUAAAAAAGCUAUGGUAGACACUGAGGAAGAGGGGGAGGAGGGGGGUGAGGAAGAGGAAGACGAGGUGGAUGAAGAAGAAGAGAAUGAAACAAAGAGUAAACCACGAGCAGAGACAAGACUGAAACACGACAGACAAGAACAACAAACUGAUUUAAAGAAAGAUCAAGAUUCUGAGGAAAAAGGGGGUGAGGAAGAGGAUGAGAGUGAGGAAGAUGCAAGUGAAGGGGGAGAAGAAGCGGGUGAGGAGGAAGCAGAGGAAGAGGAAGAAGCGGGUGAGGAGGAAGAGGAGAGUGAGGAGAAAGCAAAGGAUGCAAAGGUCAAACAUGGAAAAAAGCUGGCUCAGGGUGACCAUGAGAGUGAGGAGGAGGAAGAAGAAGAGGGAGAGGAGGAGGAAGAAGAAGAAGAGGGAGAUGAAGAGGAGGAAGAAGAGGGAGAUGAAGAGGAAGAAGAAGAACUGGAAAAGGGUCGAUCGACAACAACAAGAAAAGAGGACACGCAGAAGUUGCCUUCUAAAGCUGCUCCCCAAGACAGAAAAGAGAGGCCGCAGAGAGAAACACCCAAACCAGCACCGAGGACGAAGCAGAGAGCUGCAGCUGCAGGAGACGAGGAACCAGGCGAGAGCCAGCAGUUCUGGAACAACGUACUACCACAGUAUCUGGACCUGCAAUGAAGUUUCUCUCUCUCAGGUCAACUAGGUCAAGUGGAGUCAAAGUAAUUUAUGGCUGUUUCUUACCUUUUUUCGAGGGACUAAAAAGUGCCUGCGGACUUUUGUUUGCCUGAGGCUCCACCGUGUUCUGAAGACCGGAGGGUCUACAGCAAACAGGUGAGAUUCACAUCGUAACUGAGUCAACACCGGAAAGGAGACAAACACUAGCAAGAAGGUGUAUUCAAAACGGCCGACGUGCUAGACUUGAAGUAAGGAAACUAAAAUGAAACACUGGGGUACUCGACCAAUCAGGCGUUUCCACAGCUGCAAGCCCCACCCCAAAGUUCCAUGUACUUUCGUGAAGCACUUCCCCCGAGCAGAGGACUUUUUGGGAGGUAUAAAGACUACCCUGGACACAAUUAGGACUCUAGUCGCCUGUUUAGGAUACGCACAGAGUUCCUGUAGUGAAAGCAACCAACCUGUGCAUGUCUGGAAUGCAUCCUGAAGGGGAGUAUAAUACAAACAUCUACGCAUCCAAUGGUAUCUGCAGCCGUCCAUGUACUCCUCCAGACUGGAGUAUAACUGAGGCCCAACGUCUGCCCCAAUAUGCCGGCGCUUCCUUUUACACAGACAUUGACUUGGCACAAAGGCGGAAUAGCAAUGAGCUGCCCUCAUUCUGUGUUCCCACCUUAUGUACUGAACAGCCAGGUGGACUUAAGGCAACAUUUCAGCCUUGAACAGGCUGUGCAGUGUAGAAUCUAUAUAUAAGGUAUAUGAGAUAUAAGGUGAAACAGCUUCAAGGGUGCAGACAAGUCCAGUUCUCCUCAAUUCAACUUUUCUUGGUGCCUGCAUUUUUUCAUUUUCCAAACUUGAAUCCUCAACUGACGUCAGAUUUCACAGAGCUCCGUUUGGAGACACAAAAGCAUUUAUACAUAGUUUUUCUUCACAUAUUCAGUAGUACACUCCUAAAGACCCGUAAACAGACUUUGAUGUGGAAAAUCACCACACUUUAACCGACAACAACGGAGCACCAUCAUAGACAUUACCUUUAAUGAGAGUAGAUAAAAGACACAAAACAUAAUUUAGAAAAAUACAUCUGGUCGAAGAUAAAGAGAGUAUUGAAAAUGCUCAACAAUCUUGAUUGCAAGACUUCAAUAAUUCCCUCACUUGUGUAAAUCAUUGGAUGUGUUUUCAAACCGUCUGUUGACUUUUUGAUGCAAAAGUAAAAAGAUAAAAGUCUUA
Molecule: messenger RNA, 7115 nt
Organism: Scophthalmus maximus (turbot)
Lineage: Eukaryota; Metazoa; Chordata; Actinopteri; Pleuronectiformes; Scophthalmidae
Gene: rpgra
Product: retinitis pigmentosa GTPase regulator a
Exons: 16
Coding region: 477-5897 (1806 amino acids)
Source: RefSeq, a predicted model, not a curated record